AUGACCGCUUGCUUGCCGCCAAACUUGUUGGCGUUGUUCGAAGCUCGACCGCCAAUUCCAUACCUGCCACCACCUACGGAUUUGCUUAUCGACAAAAGAGAAAAAGGAAAAUGUACUACUAUCACGGGGAUCGGUGAAUAUGUUGGCUUAUUUGAGGAUCCGAUGGACACCCCUCCAAAGCCGAUUAUUGAAACGAAAGCGGAGAAGAAGGAGAGGAGAAGACGGGAGAAAGAGGAGCUAUUAGCUUAUAAGGUAGAGCAAGGUAUUGCGCAAUGGAAUCCUGCAGAUAAUCCGAAUGCCACGGAAGAUCCGUACAAGACGCUUUUCGUCGCUAGAAUUAAUUAUGAAACCUCCGAAAAUAGAUUGAAGCGUGAGUUUGAAACCUAUGGAAAGAUAAAGAAGCUGGCGAUGAUCCACGAUUUGAAUGGGAAACCGCGAGGGUAUGCAUUCAUAGAGUACAGUGAUAAAGCGGAAAUGUCUAAUGCUUACAAACGGGCCGAUGGAACCAAAGUUGAUGGACGUAGACUUAUCGUUGACUAUGAAAGAGGUCGUACUCAGAAAUCGUGGUUACCCAGAAGACUCGGUGGUGGUAAGGGAGACACUCGACGUGCGCGUGAGUCUCGUGCUGCGAUUGAAGAACGUGAAGCUGCCGGACUACCUCCAUUGGAUGGUCCGCGUGACCGCGAUCGCGACCGAGAUUCUCCUCGUGCUCCUCCACGAGACAGUCAUCGUGAUUACGACAGGAAUGGGUCUUCAAAACACCGUAGUCGUUCACGUGAUCGUGCAAAUAACCGCAUCAGUGAUCGUGGAAAUGAUCGCUACGAUCGUGACCGUGGUUAUGGUCGGGAUCGAAGGUAG
Molecule: messenger RNA, 858 nt
Organism: Angiostrongylus costaricensis
Lineage: Eukaryota; Metazoa; Nematoda; Chromadorea; Rhabditida; Metastrongylidae
Source: the annotation of a GenBank genome assembly